UUGGACAGCAGUAUGGUGUUCUCACAGAAUUGGAUCCCAAAGAUGAAUUGUGUACUGUCUUCAUCAGCAACUUGGACUUCAAAAUAGGAAAGGAUGAAAUAAUUCCAUUAUUUAGUGACUGUGGUGAAAUUUUAGAUUUUAGGCUGGUGAAGGAUUACAAAUGUCGAAGUAAGGGCUUUGGCUACUUAGUCUUCAAGACACGUGAAGGUGUUGAGAAAUGUUUAGAACGUGAUCGAACUCUCAUCAGUGGACGUCCUGUUUAUGUUUCACAGUAUGACCCCAAUAACCAUUCUCAUAAAUUCAAAUAUGGUACAGACUUGGAGAAAGACAAAUUGUUUAUAAGGGGGUUGCCAUUCUCAAUGACAGAAAGUGAUGUAAGGAAAGCCUUUGAGCCACAUGGAGAAAUUAAGGCACUGCGGCUGGUCACCUUUCAAAUGGUCACCAAAGGCACAUGUUACAUAGACUAUUAUGACGCAGUUACGGCAGGAAAAGUUCAGCAAGCCAUGGAUGGGACAGAGCUAGAAGGUAAAGUGAUUUCUGUGCUCAUUAGUGACCCCUCUGCCAAAAAAAAUUCAUCUGGUACAGCUACAUCAGUCCUGGGGGAAAAUAUUUUAGGUGGUGGCAGUAAAGGAAAGAAAUUAGAUGGCAGUCGAGGUAAGGGCAUGUUCAAUUUGAUGCCUCGAGCUCUCUUACGUGCUCCUUCAACUUCCACAGCUGCUUCGGAGGCUCCCACUGCACGACCUCCAGCUAAGAUGAGUAAUGAGGACUUCCGAAAAAUGCUCCUGAAAAAAUGAAUGACCCUAAUAUUUUGUAAUAUAACAGUAAAUCUUUGUUACUGAAUAUUUACUGUAUAUCAUAGUUUUAUUAUCGUUUGUAAUACUGUAUACACCUUCAACCUUCAAUGGAUUGAUAUGUCAAAAGCCACCCUCUCAAGUAACAACAUUUGAGAAUCAGAUAGAGAAUCUUUGCUAUAUAUAUAUUGUAAUGCAUAUGAAGUUUUUCAUAUACUGUACCUGUACUCGUAUGACCAUGUUAAUGUGACAAGUAAGCAGAGUUGAGGAUGUGUGAAUGAAUUAUUGAACUCUGGAUGCAGGAGAAGGAAACAAAUUAGAAAUGAUGGCAGUGAUGUGCUCAAGAGGUGCUUGGGGAUCAAUAAAGGUGCAGAUAAUAAAAGAUACAGAAAUUAAAUGGAUGUAUAGGACUGAAAGAUGCAUUGAACAGAGAGGUGCCCAGGAUUUUCCAAAGUGGUAUGGAUUGGAUGUAUCAAGUGAAUGAAUGGUAAAUUGGUAGUACGUACAGUAAUUCAUUCAGACAUUGACGAUAGGUAAGUGAGGGUGGGACAAGAACAUGUACAAAUAGGGAGAAGGAAGGUUUUAGAAGAGUGGGGAUGGCCAUCCUUGAAGCAACGGAGUGCAUGAUUAGAGCAUAGCAUCAAGUGGGUUAUGUUGAUAUACUGUAACUGCAUUUACUUAAGUGAAGUAGAGUAUAUUUUUGCUCAUGGUUCUGGUCACCCUGAAGGAAGAGUGGAGAACUAAUCUUGAACUUGUUUACUCUGACAUGAACAGUUAAGAAUGUUACUGUAAAUAUAUGUAGUAUAUUUGCCCAGAAUUUUAACUAUGUUUCAUAAUUAUAAGCUAAUUAGCAAUCUGGAAUGGGGGGCUGCAAAUAUUACAGCAGUAGCAAAUACUUCAUAAAAAUAAGUCACACUGUGGAGAUGUGAGAAUGAGAUUCUGAAAGUGGUACAGUGAUUAAAUAUAUAUUCUGUAAACAGAUAUUUUUAUUGUCUUUUAUUGUCACAACUGAAACAUGAGACAAAAUCUAUUGAGUAAUACUACAAAGUAUACUAUCUUAUCAUGUGUAAGUUACUACCAACAAAAAUUGAGAAGAUACAUUGACAAUUAUGUUGUCAAUGUACAUUUCAAAUACAUCAGAAUCAUUUUGAGUUUGCUUUUAUUUGAUCUUGUCUCUCUUCAAAGCAGUUUUGAAACAAUUGUAGACAUAGUACAAUAAAUGAAUGAAUAAA
Homarus americanus (American lobster) is the source of this 2023-nucleotide messenger RNA. RefSeq names its product squamous cell carcinoma antigen recognized by T-cells 3-like. NCBI's taxonomy places the organism in Eukaryota, Metazoa, Arthropoda, Malacostraca, Decapoda, Nephropidae. Gene Ontology annotation, biological process: RNA processing. Gene Ontology annotation, molecular function: RNA binding; protein binding. The record is from RefSeq and is a predicted model, not a curated record.